Theobroma umbraticum is the source of this 4497-nucleotide messenger RNA. The record is from RefSeq and is a predicted model, not a curated record. Lineage: Eukaryota; Viridiplantae; Streptophyta; Magnoliopsida; Malvales; Malvaceae.
AUGGUUGUGACUAAACAAGCCUUAUCUUCAAAAAAGGAGGUGCAAGAAGAAAUGGAGAUCUUCACAUGUAAUCACGUGUCUAUAGUAGAAAGUGAUGAACAAUCUGAAGAAGGGGAUAGCCAAGAGGCUCCCCCAUCAUUGGAAGAAGGAAAUCAGCCUACAAUUGAUGAGUUAAAAGAAGUUGACGUGGGCAUUAAUGAUUUUCCUCUUUCUUUGACAGAAAUAAUGGUGGAUGCAACAACUAACCAUGAGGCUUUAUCUUUUAUGGAUGGUUCCUCUGGUUAUAAUCAAAUUCACAUGGAUCCAAAGGACAAAAAGCUCAUUGCAUUUCGAACUCCUAAAGGAAUAUAUUGUUACAAAGUUAUGCCUUUUGGGUUAAAGAAUGCAAGCACCAUUUAUCAAAGAGCGAUGCAAAAGAUAUACGAUGAUAUGCUCCACAAGAAUGUUGAAUGCUAUGUUGAUGAUUUAGUGGUUAAGUCCAAAAAGAGAGUUGAUCAUCUUGAAGAUCUUCACCAAGUAUUUGAGAGAUUGUGUCAAUAUCAAUUUAAGAUGAAUCCAUUAAAGUAUGCCUUUGGAGUAUCUUUUGUACCAGUAAAUGGUUUAGCAGAAGCUUUCAAUAAGAUUUUUUGUAAUCUUCUCAAAAAAGUUGCUAAUCGCACAAAGAAAGAUUGGCUAGAGAAAAUAGGAGAAGCUUUAUGGGCUUAUCGUAUGACAUUUCAUACACCUACUCAAGCUACUCCAUAUGAGCUUGUUUAUGGUGGGGAAGUUGUUCUCCCACCAGAGCGUCAAAUUCCAUCAUUUAGAAUUGCUAUUCAAGAAGGUUUUUCAAAUGAAGAUAUGUUUGCCUGCGCCUUGAAGAACUUGAAACGUUGGAUGAGAAAGCACAACUUUACUUCUGUUUUUGACCAAAUAAAAGAAACCUUGAUUGAUUUAUCUUCCAUUGACUGUUCUAGGAUUGCAAAAUCUAUAAUUUUGAGGUGUCCACAUGUUUUUGACAAGAAAGGUAAGAUUUUUACCAAUGUUUCACUUACAGAACUUCUUUUGGAUAUAUUUGAUAUAAUAUCAGAAACUGCAAGAAAAUUUAGGAAAGUUUUCGUGUUGAAACCUGAAGAUGCGCUUGAAGUAUUACUGGGUUUUGAGUUUGAGAGUGGGAAUUUUUCUUUUGGGGUUAGAAAGGUGGGCAUUAUAUGGGAAAUUUUUAAGUCGGGUAGUGAAAAAGUUAAGGGUUUUAAGCUCAUGCCAAGAUCAUAAGUUAUGGCAUCAAUGCUUAUCCAAGCAAGAAUGUUUAAAGAAGUUGAAUUGUUGGUUUUGGAGGUGGAGAGGGAAGGAAUUUUGUUGCAUAAUUUAUUUUACACAAAAAAUAGUCAUGGAAUUUUCUAUAGUUUAGUUGAAAGGUAUGUUGGUGUUGUUGAUCUAGAAAAUGCCAUUUUGGUUUUUAAUAAAAUGAUAGGCCAACUGUUAGUCCCAUCAUUGUCAUGUUACCAUGCUUUGAUUGAUGUUUCAAUUGAGAGGAGGCAAACUCAAUCAGCGUUCUAAGUUUACUUGGACAUGGUGGAAAUGGAUGUCCAUUGGAGUGAUAAGGAGGUGCCUGCUUUCGAGAAUGUUAUAAGGUUACUUUGUGAGGAUGGAAGGGUUCAUUAAGUGAGAAAUCUAUUUAAGAAGGUUUUAUUGCGAUUCAAACCUAGCAGUUUAGUUAUUAAUGAGAUUGAUUGUGGAUACUUUGAGAAGAAAGAUUUUUAAGAUUUGCUGAGGUUUUUGGUUGAAAUAAAGUGCAUACCACAUAUUAUUGUUGGCAAUAAGAUCAUACAUAAUCUUUACAGCAAGUUUAGAGUAGAAAGUGCAGAUUUGUUCUUGCAAGAACUAGAGCUUUUGGGUUUCAAGCCUAAUGAAAUAACCUUUAGAAUCCUAAUUGGUUGAAGUUCCUAUGAAGAGGAUUUGCGAAGUGCCUUUGUGUAUUUGUCUCAAAUUUUGUCAAGAGGUUUAAGACCUGAUAUAUGGACCGACAAUGCUUUUAUUAGUGGGGUGUUUAAAGAGGGCAUGUGGAAGCUUGCCCAAGAUAUUCUUGAAGAAACGGUGGAUGGGGGCACAAGUCUGAAUUUAUGGACUUAUAAAGUCCUAUUAUCGCUAUAUUGUAAAACAAGAUGGUUUGAUGAAGCCAAAAAGAUAGUUUACCAGAUGGUUAACACUGGUUUCAUUGAACUUUCUUCCUGGGAGGAUCCACUUUCCAAAGCAUUAGUAGUGUUGGGACUUGAUCCAUUAGCUGUAAAGUUGAGAAGGGACAACAAUGUGGGAUUUCCCAUGGCAGAAUUUUUCGAUGACCUUGGAAAUGGACUCUAUUUAGAUACAGACUUGGAUGACUAUGAGAAAAAAGUAAGCAAGGUUCUUGAGGAUUCUAUAAGACUUGAUUUUAGUUCUCUUAUAAUGAAUGAAUGUAGUUCUCGAAAUUUAGUAAAUGCAUUGGGGUUUGCAAAUGAAAUGAUUCUAUGGGGACAACAACUGUCUAUUUCUGUCUUUACAGCAUUUUUGAAGGGGCUUGGUGCCUCCCAUUCUCAUGACAAGGCAAGUGCCAGUCCUUUUGAAAAAAUGCCCAAGUUCAUUAAUCAGUUGGAUCGAGAAACGCUAAAUAUGCUCAUCCAAGCAUUCUGCCAGAUAGGAUUAGCUUACAAUGGGAUAAGUUUAUUUUAUGAAAUGCUUCGAAGGGACCUAAUAAUCAACAGUGAGACUUACACUGCUGCAAUGAAGGGAUUAUUUAAGAAAGGAAUCUUGAGUGACCUUCAUGGUUUCCAGAAUGUUGCUCAAAAUGACAAAUGGUUAUCCACAUUGGAGGAUUGCAAUGCUCUUUCCAAAUGUCUUUGUCAUCAGGACACUGAAGCACUGAACCUUUUUGGUGGCAUGCUGGUCUCCUACCCUCAACCAAAGUUAAAAGUUUUCAAUAUCUUCCUCGAGAAGCUGUGCAUCUCUAAUUUUACAAGUAUUGCACAUGUGAUAGUAGAACUUCUAAGGCAAGGUUGGAUUUUGAAUCAUAUGGCUUAUAGCCAUCUUGUAAGAGGGCUGUGCGAUGAGAAAAAAUUUCCAAGUGCCAUUAGAGUUUUGGACACUAUGCUAGCUGAGGACUUAGACCCAUGCUUAGAUGUUUCUUUGAGACUAAUUCCUUACUUGUGUAGAGUUGACAAAGUUGAAGAGGCUAUCACAUUGGGAAAGAUUAGUUUGCGAGAGUAAUCUGCAUUUUCUUCUGUCCAUAGUGCUUUACUUAAAGGAUUUUGUAUGAAAGGGAAGCUUGGAGAAGUAGGACUUUUGUUUCAAGAUAUGUCAUCAGAGGGUCUGUUUCUCAAUGCUAAUAUUUAUGGUAUGCUGGCUCAAGGGUGUUGUCGAGCUAACAAUUUGAGAUUAUUUGAGGAGCUACUUGGUGUCAUGAUAAGGAAAAAUAUAUGCCUUUCAAUCUCUUGUUAUCGUAGUUGCGUGUGCUUGAUGUGUUCUGCUAGAAGGUAUUUCUCUGCAUUAAGCCUGAAGGAUUUUAUGCUAGGACAAAGCCAAUCUGACAGCCUUAUAAUUUAUAAUAUUCUUUUAUUCUCUCUUCUCUUGGCUGGAAAUAUUUUGGCUGUGAUUAAAGUUUUAAAUGAAUUGCAAGAGAAGGGAUUGCUACCUUAGGAAGCCACUUAUGACUUUCUUGUGUAUGGAUUUUCCAAGUGCAGAGAGCUGUCAAGUUCUGAGCACUAUUUGUUUGCUAUGAUUUCCAUGGGACUUAAGUCAUGCAAUCGCAGCUUGAGAAUAGUAAUAAGCCACUUGUGUGAUAUUGGGGAUCUUGAAAAAGCUUUGGAGUUGAGUCAAGAAAUGGAAUCAAGAGGCUUGCUUCAUGGUUCAGUUCUUCAAUACAGAAUUGCUGGGAGCCUCCUGUCUCAUGGUAAUCCUAAAAAAGUAGAAAGUUUUCUAGUAAAAAUGUUAGAUAAAGGUCUUUUACCGAAUACAAUCAAUUAUGAUAAUCUGAUUAAGCAGUUUUGUUUUUAUGGGAGAUUGAACAAGGCCGUUGAUUUUCUGAACAUAAUGUUAAAGAGGGGAAAUUACAGUUAUGAUUCUAUUAUCCAUGGUUUUUGUGCAUGCAAUAAAUUGACCCGAGCUAUGGACUUCCAUUAUGAGAUGCUGGAUUGGGACUUAAGCCACGUAUUAAUACAUGGGACAUGUUUGUUUUGUAAAAUUUUCCAAGAUGGAUGUACUGCAGAAGCAGAACUACUAAUUUCUAUGGUUCAAUUAGGACAAACUCCAACCAAAGAGAUGUACACCUCUAUAAUCAAUGGGUAUCACUCUGAAAAUAAUCUCAAGAAAGCAUCAGAGCUAAUGCAAAUGAUGCAACAAAGCAGUUAUAAGCCAGACUUUGACACACACUGGUCUCUUGUAAGCAAUUUAAAAGACAAUAAGAAGAGCAGCCGGCGUUUUCUAUCAAGGUUUCUCUCUGGAAGUGGAUUUACUUGGAAAAAUCAUUUUGAGACCGGACAACAAUGA